This is a messenger RNA of Kwoniella mangroviensis CBS 8507, 687 nucleotides long. RefSeq lists its product as uncharacterized. Gene Ontology annotation, biological process: GPI anchor biosynthetic process. The record is from RefSeq and is a predicted model, not a curated record. The coding region runs from base 1 to 687 and encodes 228 amino acids. The transcript is spliced from 4 exons. Gene Ontology annotation, cellular component: glycosylphosphatidylinositol-N-acetylglucosaminyltransferase (GPI-GnT) complex. Lineage: Eukaryota; Fungi; Basidiomycota; Tremellomycetes; Tremellales; Cryptococcaceae.
AUGCAACCCUCCCAUCCUCAUCAUGCGCGUCCCAUAACGCGUCGACUGGUCAAUCACCCACAGCUGGAAAUCAUCAAAACUCAGCUUGGCCCCAGCGCCGAUAUCAAUCAUGUCGAGUACAGGGUAUACAACUUCCAGCGACUGAAUAACGGCAGAGUACUUAGAGGAGAUGGAUGGGGUUUGAGAGAUCUUGUCAUCAUAUCCAUCUGGGUAUGGUUCGGGUGGAAACGAUCCUUAUGGCUAGACGCCAAUACAUUAUUGGUGAACAGACACUUGUAUCGGAACCCACAGACACUUAUGAUCCUCGGGUGGAUCAUCUCCCUUCUGAUGUACAUAUAUACCAAGUGCAUUACCAUCAUAUAUGAAUCGAUCAUUCCCUUACCUAAUUUAGGUACACAACUUUCGACUAUACGGGGUCUAUCAUUCCCUUGGCCAUUCAUACCUUCCAAACGGAUAUACAUACCUGUACGAUCGUCUAAUACCUUCGUACCUCUUUCUGACAUAUCGACCAUCAUCCUAAAUCAAGCUCUGUUCAGAUUCUCCGUAAGGUAUUAUCUGGGAAUAGUGAAGAAGGACGGACAAGGAGUAGUGGUAGCUUUUAACAAUAUACGUCCUGGGUUUGAAGUACUGAGAGAGGUCUAUCAUGGUGCACGAGAAAUCAUGUUUGAAGAGUAUGCGACGACCUAA